AUGUUCUCUUUUAGAACCAUUGUCGCUGGUGCGACUAUCGCCUUGGCUGGCAUGGCCCAGGCCACCCACAUCGACUACCCACCUUGUCUUGACCCUUUUCAGCCCUAUGUUUCAUCUGGAUGUUACAUGGAUGGCGUUGAGGGUCAUAUGGGUGGUGCACUCAUCUACCGCUCCGGUCAAAACCAGUACAACAUGACUGUCGAGAAGUGUGUUGCCGAGUGCAAGGGUAACGGCUUCCGGUACGCUGGUCUCAAGUACUAUGGUGUCUGUUACUGCGGUUCCACCGUUGGUGGCAUUCAGCUUCCUGAUAGCCAGUGCAACUAUCCUUGCACCGGUGAUAAGACCGAAACUUGCGGUAGUGACAAUGCCUUCUCCAUCUGGCAGGAUCCCACUUUCAAGCUCACCAACCUUGGAGGAGUUGUUACUCAACUCCAAGGAACUGUCCAGUCUAUCGCCGGUUAUAAGCCCAACGGUUGCUACACUGACAACUCCUCCAAGGGCCGCGCUCUGACAUGGCCCAUGGAUAUUGAUGGUUCUCAGAUGACCCCUACUAGUUGCUUGACUGCCUGCGCUGACCAGGGCUUCCCUUUUGCUGGUCUUGAAUAUGGUGGUGAAUGCUACUGCGGUAACGUCCUGGCCAACGACACGGUCAAGGCAGAUGUUGGUGACUGCAACGUUCCUUGCAACGGUGACAAGACCCUGCUCUGCGGUGGACCUAGUCGUUUGAGUGUCUACGUUGCUGAGGAUCUGCUUUCUCUUCAGCCAUGUGGCUGGAAGCCCAGCAACUCUGCCUCUGCCUCGGCUUCCGUUUCUCUCUGGUCAUCUACCUCUACCACUUCCGCUACUACCUCAAGUGUUGCUACUUCCAGUUCUUCAAGCACCAUUCCUGUCAUUAGCUCCGAAUCGAUUGUCACUAGCUCUUCCACAACAUUGAGCACUUUGACCAGCACUACUGCAAAUGGACAGUCUUCUACCACGGGUCAGCCUUCUGGUCCCUCUGGUCCCUCUGGUCCCUCUGGUCCCUCUGGUCCUUCUGGUCCUUCUUCCACUACCAACAAACCUCCGGGUCCCUCCAACCCUUCUUCCACCAACGGUAAUGGCCAGUCUACCACCAACAAGCCUUCCACUACAUCCUGCAGCACCACUACUGGUCCAGCUAUGUGUACUUCUACCGUUGUCGUACCCAACACCUGCGAGUACAAGUGUGGUAACUGGUGUGCGCCGUCUGUCCCUGACUUCCAGGAUCAAAACAGUUGCCAGACCGCCUACAACAACUGCGCCAAGAACAUUGCUGCUUGCUUCCAGAACGCUGGCUGGCCCGGCGCUCUGAACUGCUUCGAUUUCUCUAAGUGGUGUGAUGGUGUCCAGGGCUAUUGUGCUUCUUCUUGCUCCCGUGGUCGUAGCUGCAACAAGCUUGGCUGCAUUAAGAACAACGCUCCCACUGGCGGAAACAGUGCCUCGACCACUACCAGCGUCUAUCCCUGCGCCGUCACCAGCACUUCCACGACUUCUUCGGCUGCUGUCACCUCUUGUGCUCCUCAGCCCACCAACAUUUGCCAGCAGCCCAGCUCCAACAUCUGGGGCUAUGGUCCCGGCAACCCUGUCGGUGGCAUUGAGCUGCCUCUGGUUGCCUGUAACGACUUGAAGAGCGACUUUUCUCAGAACCCCUUCAAGCUUUACACCAAUACCAACUCCAAUUCUUGCUCUUCUUAUCGCCGCAACCAGCAGUCCAGCGCUUGUGCCGACGCCUGCAAGGCUCAGUACAACGCUUGUGUCGGUACCUAUGUCCAGAGCUGCAAGAAGCUUAACACUCGCAGUGAUAGCAGUAACUACUUCGACAAGCGAUCUCACUCCCACUUCCACAAGCGUGCACUCGAGAAGUCUGGUAUCGAGCCUCGCUUCUUCAACCUAUUCGGUAACGACCAGUGGCAGAGCGCUCAGAAUAAGUGCUCCAUCCAGUAUGCUGACUGUCUCUGGGAGAACGCCAAUGUCAAUUUCAGCAGCCGCUGCCAGAACUUCGGCUCUGGUUUGUAA
This is a messenger RNA of Fusarium musae, 2034 nucleotides long. RefSeq lists its product as uncharacterized. The transcript has a single exon. Bases 1 to 2034 code for a protein of 677 amino acids. Lineage: Eukaryota; Fungi; Ascomycota; Sordariomycetes; Hypocreales; Nectriaceae. The record is from RefSeq and is a predicted model, not a curated record.